This is a messenger RNA of Dromaius novaehollandiae (emu), 1386 nucleotides long. RefSeq names its product aldo-keto reductase family 1 member D1 (gene AKR1D1). The transcript is spliced from 10 exons. Gene Ontology annotation, molecular function: ketosteroid monooxygenase activity; Delta4-3-oxosteroid 5beta-reductase activity; steroid dehydrogenase activity. The record is from RefSeq and is a predicted model, not a curated record. Gene Ontology annotation, biological process: androgen metabolic process; bile acid biosynthetic process. Lineage: Eukaryota; Metazoa; Chordata; Aves; Casuariiformes; Dromaiidae. Gene Ontology annotation, cellular component: cytosol. The coding region runs from base 279 to 1262 and encodes 327 amino acids.
CCCCAAAAAGGCGCCGGCGGCCGGCGGGAGCGGGCACUCCGUGGCUCAGCCCCCGCAGAGGCGCCGGCGGCCGGUGCGCAGGGGCCGCGGCAGGUUGCGGAGCCGCCCCGCCGGCACCAUGAGCCUGACGGCCGAGAGCCACCGCAUCCCGCUGAGCGACGGGAACAGCAUCCCGCUGCUGGGGCUGGGCACCUACGCCGACCCCAAGAAAACUAUACAACAACUGUCCACACUUGGAAAUUUGCGUCAGUAGAUCCUCCUGAGCUACCACCUUUUGGAUGGUGAUAUCGCCAACAGCAAGUUGGUUUGAAGAGAAAGAAGUCACAUCUGAAUUUCUCCUUCCUGCUCUGCUGAAAGCUCUACUGUGUCAUGAGACUCCCAAAGGUUCCUGUCUAGAGUCGGUGAAGAUUGCGAUUGAUACUGGUUACCGCCAUAUAGAUGGUGCCUUUGUCUAUUUCAAUGAGCAUGAAGUGGGACAAGCCAUCCAGGAGAAGAUUGCAGAAGGAAGGAUCAAGCGAGAAGACAUCUUUUACUGUGGCAAGCUGUGGAGUACCUGCCACCCCCCAGAGCUGGUGCGCCUGACACUGGAGAAAACACUGAAGAUCCUUCAGCUGGACUACGUUGAUCUCUACAUCAUUGAGCUGCCCAUGGCUUUCAAGCCUGGUGAUGCGAUCUACCCAAAAGAUGAAAAUGGAAAAAUUAUCUACCAUGAGACAGACUUAUGUGCCACUUGGGAGGCUAUGGAAGCAUGUAAAGAUGCAGGCUUGGCAAAGUCCAUUGGAGUAUCUAAUUUCAACCGCAGGCAGCUGGAGAUGAUCCUGAACAAGCCGGGACUUAAGCACAAACCCGUCAGCAACCAGGUUGAAUGCCAUCCCUAUUUCACCCAACCCAAACUCUUAGAAUUUUGCAGGCAACACAACAUUGUUAUUGUUGGGUACAGUCCACUGGGAACCUCAAGGGAUGAAACAUGGGUAAAUGUGUCCUCCCCUCCCUUAAUGAAGGAUCCUGUGCUGAAUGCCAUUGGUAAAAAAUACAACAAGACAGCUGCACAAGUUGCUUUGCGUUUCAACAUCCAGCGAGGGGUGGUGGUCAUUCCAAAAAGCUUCAAUCCACAACACAUCAGAGAGAAUUUCCAGAUCUUUGACUUCUCCCUCACUGAGAAAGAGAUGAAAGAAAUUGAAGCCCUGAACAAAAAUGUCCGUUACGUGGAACUGUUGAUGUGGCGUGACCAUCCAGAGUAUCCCUUCAGCGAUGAAUACUGAAAACAAAGUGCAUCCAGGCAGGUUCCUAACUCAGUGUCAUUAGGCUUCGUUGGAACAUAUCCAGUGUUUGGUGCUUCAACUUUAUGGGAGACUGUAAAAAUCAGCAUUAAAAACAUGAAAUUUA